Arvicanthis niloticus (Nile rat) is the source of this 687-nucleotide messenger RNA. It is a transcript of the gene Mrpl41, whose product is annotated as mitochondrial ribosomal protein L41. Lineage: Eukaryota; Metazoa; Chordata; Mammalia; Rodentia; Muridae. Gene Ontology annotation, biological process: translation. Gene Ontology annotation, cellular component: mitochondrial large ribosomal subunit. The record is from RefSeq and is a predicted model, not a curated record. Gene Ontology annotation, molecular function: structural constituent of ribosome.
CUACGGAGUGUAUGACCCCGCCUACGGUCGGAAACGCAGUGAGGACCUUGCUCGUGCCUGUGAAGGAGUUGUCUGGCGGUGUUUUAAACAGCUCAGGCUGGGGGAACCGUGGCCGUCAGCCCAGAGCGGAUUUAUCCAGAGCCCAGCAUGGGUUUCCUAACUGCCGUGACUCAAGGCCUGGUACGGGGAGCGGACAGAAUGAGCAAGUGGACAAGCAAGCGGGGACCACGCACCUUCAAUAAGAGUCGGGGUGCCAAGAAAACAGGCAUCUAUACUUCUGAUAGGAAGUUUGUGCAAAUAAAAGAAAUGGUCCCAGAAUUUGUUGUCCCGGACUUGACCGGCUUCAAGCUCAAGCCCUACGUUAAUUACCGAGCUCCUUCAGGCAUAGACACACCUCUGACCGCCAAAGCCCUCUUCCUGGAAACAGUUGCACCCGCUAUCGAAAAAGACUUUAAAGAAGGGACUUUUGAUGCUGACAACUUGGAGAAAUAUGGCUUCGAGCCCACACAGGAAGGGAAGCUGUUCCAAUUGUAUCCUAAGAAUUUCCCACGCUAGAAGACUGUAAUAGUGACCAAAGGUUUGUCUACAAAGUGGAGACAAUACCGACCAAGCCUUGGAUCCUGAGUGUCUCAGAGUAGAACAGCUUCCUUGUGCAUUUCUAUUAAAUGCCUUUAGUAUCUCAUACAA